AUGAGGGACUCGAAGGGUUGUUUCUGGUGGCUGCUCACCGCCAUUUCUUUGCAAGCAUCUAUGGUCGUGGUGCGCGCCCCUAAACCGCCAAACAUCAUCUUCUUUCUGGCCGAUGACCUGGGUUGGGCGGACACAAGCUUCCGCGGAAAUCCCCAAAUACCGACCCCAAACCUGGACGUUUUGGCGGCUUCUGGAAUCAUUCUCAACAACUACUACAUCCAGUAUCUGUGCUCGCCAUCCAGGGGAGCGCUCUUGACUGGCCUAUACCCUAUCCACACAGGGCUUCAGCAUAACAUGGUGUAUCAAGCGGAACCUUGGGGCUUGUCUCCCAAUUUCACGAUAAUGCCCGAGUACCUGAAGGAACUCGGCUACGCCAGUCACAUUAUCGGAAAGUGGGGCAUAGGUUAUUACAAGGAAAGUUACACGCCGACUUACCGGGGAUUUGAUUCUUUCUAUGGCUACUACAACGGUGGUGAAGACUAUUACAGCCACAAAUUUUCUAUGGUGGUUGAUAAUGAUACCGAGCUGGGACUGGACUUUUGGAAUGACACAACGCCUGUUCGAGACCAAGGGGGCCACUACUCUACGAGGUUAUUCACAGAAAGAGCUCUUUCUCUUAUCAAGGAUCACGAUGUAAACAAGCCUCUAUUCUUGUUCAUGGCACAUCAGGCUGUCCACUGCGGUGACUGCUUGGUAGGAAUGAAAGCUCCGGCUUCCUCGGCUGCGCAUUUCCCCUACAUACACGACUCGAACAGGUCGAUACAUGCCGGUGCUGUCUACGAGCUGGACCAGUCGGUCGGAAUGGUGAUGGAGUCGCUUCACAGAAGAGGAAUGCUCGAGAACAGCGUCGUCGUCUUCAGCUCCGACAACGGAGCCCGCCCCUUGGGUCCAGGAGCGAACGCUGGUUCCAACUGGCCCCUGCGCGGGGGCAAGUCUACCUUGUGGGAAGGAGGUGUGAGGGGGGCGGCCUUUGUCUGGAGCCCGCUGCUGUCGAGAGUCGGUCGCCUCUCUGACCAAAUGAUGCACAUCAGCGACUGGUUGCCAACUUUCUACACUGCGGCGGGAGGAAACCUUUCAAGACUCGGUGACAUUGACGGCAAGGACAUGUGGGAUGCCCUCUCCAAAAACCUUGCCUCUCCGCGGCAUGAAAUACUUCUGAACAUCGAUCCAAUUUAUAAUUAUUCGGCGUUGAUUUUUGAGAAUCGCAAGGUCAUCCUUGGAGACACUGCUGGCGGAUUGUACAGUCUGCGCACGCCUGUCCCAGGAGGCACGCGACCCGUUGACGGUCUGGACCAAAUGAUGCUCAACUCUCGGACCGCAGCAGUUCUGAAGGACUUUUACAAGGUUCAGCAAGUUCCGGUUAGGCCCAACUGGCGUCAAGAGGUGGCCGUGAACUGCUCUUAUUACAACCCCAGGAACAAUUUUGCGGACAAUGUUUCUCUCUACUACUUCGACGUCAAACAGGAUCCCUGUGAGCUAGACAACUUGGCACCUACGAACGUGACGGGACUUGAAGAGCUAAUGAAGAAGCUUAAAGCCUACGAAGCAACAAUGCUUCCCCCGGCAAAUGAAGGGUUCGACCCCAAAGGUUUUCCCAAGAACAACCAAGGAUUGUGGGCACCUUGGCAAUGA
Messenger RNA from Ixodes scapularis (black-legged tick), 1632 nucleotides. RefSeq names its product arylsulfatase B-like. The transcript is spliced from 10 exons. The coding region runs from base 1 to 1632 and encodes 543 amino acids. Lineage: Eukaryota; Metazoa; Arthropoda; Arachnida; Ixodida; Ixodidae. The record is from RefSeq and is a predicted model, not a curated record.